AUGGAACUCGCCCCAGCCUCCUUAUCAUCCAAAGCUGUCCACCGCAACCCACCGCCGUCUACAAUGUCCCCCCCCGGCCUCCUCUCCCUCCUCCUCAUCCUCCUCCCCCGCCCCGCCACUGCGGCCAUCCGCCCCUCGGAGGACAAGCAAGUUCUCCCCCAAACCAGGUCCGCCCUCAACAACCCUUAUCUCCUCACCACCUGGAACAAGGACUCCGACUGCUGCAAAUGGUAUGGCGUGGAGUGCCACGAUCAGACCCACUGCGUCGUCGCCCUCGCCUUCCAGUGCUCCGAUCUCCCCAGGAUCCCCUCCGAAGUCGGCGACGUCACUUACCUCCAAGAGCUUAUCUUCCACAAGCUCACCAACCUCACCGACCCAAUUCCCCAGUCUUUGACCAGGCUCAAAUAA
Rhodamnia argentea is the source of this 408-nucleotide messenger RNA. RefSeq names its product polygalacturonase inhibitor-like. The record is from RefSeq and is a predicted model, not a curated record. The coding region runs from base 1 to 408 and encodes 135 amino acids. Lineage: Eukaryota; Viridiplantae; Streptophyta; Magnoliopsida; Myrtales; Myrtaceae. The transcript has a single exon.